GAUUCGUCCUGUUUGGCAAGCUUGCUCGGUUAAAGAUGAGUGCCGAAAAGGUGGAAACUUCAAUGUCAAUCAGUGAACGUAAGUCGGUAAAUGAAAGUAAAGAUGCUUCGAGUUUGUCGGAAUUAUUCGACAGUGCAUUUGCACUAUUUAACGAGAUCAACAAGACGAAUGAAGCCACAAACAGCCCUAAAGUGCAGUCGGACGUCAAGCGUGCUAUGAACAUGUUCGAGGAUGUAACAAAAUUGGUAUCUAUAGUGGAUAUGUUCAGUGGAAAUGAGACUUUUGAUGAAGUUUCUACAGAGAACGUCAAGUAUUUUCUGCUGCCAGCUUUUCUUGGUACCCUGACUCUUAAGAUAUGUGCCAUUGAAGAUCGAAUGCAUAUCGUGCGGGUGGCAGAGAUUUAUUUUCUAGAUUUUCUAAAGAGAUUGAAAACUUACGGAGUGAUCGAUAUUAAUAUCCCUGAAACAUCUAAAGAUAACUACGAUGACGAAGAUAUUUGUGCCGGGACCAAAUCAAAUGCUGAAAUGAUUGUUCAAAUGGUAUCUACAAGAAAUGCAAAAUUAGAGCAUUAUCGAGAGAAAAAAGAACUGGAAGAUCGUUUAAACGUUUUGGAGAAGAAUUUCAGUAAUCUCAAUAUCGACGAUGAAGCAAAAAGAGAAUACUUUGUAACGCUAUUGAAAGUGUACGUGAAUCAAGCAAUAGAUGAAAUUGCUUCCAUCGCUGCAGAGAAGCCACUCUUAGAACAUAUGAAGAGAGUAGGACAUGCAAGUUCUAUGGCCUCACAAAAUUCUUCUAAAGUUAAAUCAUCCGUAGCUCCAUUGAAGCCGAUAAUUAUCACUCGAGAUGUAGUGCAAAAGAAGGUAUACGGUGCAGGAUAUCCUAGUCUUCCAGUCAUGACGGUACAAGAGUUUUACGACAAGAGGGUACAGGAAGGAGACUGGCCCGAUCCAUCGCAGCGUAAUCAAUUUAAUGGAAGAAGUCUGCAAGAUCAAGGAAAUAGCAGUACCGAUAGUAGAUCUCAAGACGAUAUAGAAAAUGAAGAAACGGAACGUAAGAUCGAAUCCGACGAUCCUGAAUUACUUGAACGUAAACGUGCCAUGGACGAAUAUAAAGAUACACACAGGCGCGGCUGGGGUAAUCGUGCAAACAGAAGUUAAACCAUAGAAUUGACAUUCAAUAUUGCAAAUUAUAUAAAGCAAUCAAAUUAUAUCGAUUUAUUAAAGAAACGUAGAGGCACGUUUUAUACACUGAUCGAUGUUACACGUAGACCAGGUUCAUCUUGUUUUCCACAUAGACGUAAACAGUAAUUUCAGUUCUAGUACCCUUUUCAUUUGAUAAUUAAAUCAUUCUAAUAUGAUCUGUAUCCCACGGGAAUAAACGUAACAUACGUAAUGUU
Messenger RNA from Orussus abietinus, 1396 nucleotides. It is a transcript of the gene Tap42, whose product is annotated as immunoglobulin-binding protein 1. The transcript is spliced from 4 exons. The record is from RefSeq and is a predicted model, not a curated record. Gene Ontology annotation, cellular component: cytosol. Gene Ontology annotation, biological process: regulation of signal transduction; regulation of dephosphorylation. Gene Ontology annotation, molecular function: protein phosphatase 2A binding. The coding region runs from base 36 to 1157 and encodes 373 amino acids. NCBI's taxonomy places the organism in Eukaryota, Metazoa, Arthropoda, Insecta, Hymenoptera, Orussidae.